UUUCCCGCGUUUUUGGCACAGGGAGGGAGCCCUAAGGAGAAGGAGGGCUCACUCUCUGAUUGGACGGCCGGGCGCUCUGGCGCCAAGUUCGAAGCGCAUAUAAAGUAGCAACAAAGCCUGCCCUAGUUCUUCUGGUUACUAUUCAGUCUCCCAGAGUUCUUGGUUGUUGUCGCUGAUCGCCCGUCUGCUCCCGUUUCUUCUGUCCCGCCGCGAACCAUUACGAAAUGCUGGCCGCCCGCAACCCGCUGUCCUCGUCCUCUCACAACGAGCAGCAGUCCGCCUGCCGCUUGUCGCCCCUGAAGAGUUUGGCCUUGAGCGACAAGGAGAACACGCCUCCCUCUCUCAGCGCCACCCGAGUCCUGGCCUCCAAGACGGCGAGGAAAAUAUUUCAAGAGCCGGCAGCUGAGGCGGAUGCAUAUAAAGGUGUGAAGCAGCUGCCUUCAAACAACUUACAAGAUGAACCCCUGCUUCGGGAAAAUCCCCACCGCUUUGUUAUCUUUCCCAUUAAGUACCACGACAUCUGGCAGAUGUACAAGAAAGCAGAGGCAUCAUUUUGGACGGCUGAAGAGGUGGAUCUCUCCAAAGAUCUUCAGCACUGGGAAUCCUUAAAACCUGAAGAGAAGUACUUCAUUUCACAUGUCUUAGCAUUCUUUGCUGCAAGUGAUGGCAUUGUCAAUGAAAACUUGGUGGAGCGAUUCAGCCAAGAAGUACAGGUCACAGAAGCUCGCUGUUUCUACGGCUUCCAGAUUGCUAUGGAAAACAUUCAUUCAGAAAUGUAUAGUUUACUUAUUGACACUUACAUCAAAGACCCAAAAGAGAGGGAGUUCCUAUUUAAUGCCAUUGAAACCUUGCCAUGUGUUAAAAAGAAAGCUGAUUGGGCCAUGCGCUGGAUUGGGGACAAACAAGCUGCUUUUGGAGAGCGGGUAGUAGCUUUUGCAGCAGUCGAAGGAAUCUUCUUUUCGGGUUCUUUUGCAUCUAUAUUUUGGCUGAAGAAACGAGGGCUAAUGCCUGGACUCACUUUCUCCAAUGAACUGAUCAGCAGAGAUGAGGGCUUACACUGUGAUUUUGCUUGUCUAAUGUUCAAACACUUGGUACACAAGCCAUCUGAGGAAAGAGUGAGAGAGAUCAUCACUAAUGCUGUCAGGAUAGAACAGGAAUUCUUGACGGAAGCACUGCCUGUAAUGCUAAUUGGCAUGAAUUGCACUUUAAUGAAGCAGUAUAUUGAAUUCGUAGCAGACAGACUGAUGCUGGAACUAGGCUUUAACAAGAUAUUCCGGGCUGAGAAUCCAUUUGACUUCAUGGAGAAUAUUUCACUGGAGGGCAAAACUAACUUCUUUGAAAAGCGUGUGGGCGAAUAUCAGAGGAUGGGAGUGAUGUCAAAACCUACAGAUAAAUCUUUCACUCUGGAUGCAGACUUCUAAAUGAAACAGGACUGUGUCCAGCUAGUUCAAAAUGACAAGUGGUUUGUCCCAUUGUCCUCACAACUUAUGUUCCUACAAUGUGUGGUGGUAUUCUAGAAAAAUUUGUUUAGCUAAAGCAGGGGGGAAAGUAGUUUCCAAAAAUGAUAGACGUAUUUAAAAAAAAUACAUAAGCUACUCAGUUUUCAGAAAUAUCAGUGCUUGAAGUGGCAUGUAUCAUUCUCCCAUAAUAGGAUGCCAAUAGUUUGUCACAUCAGAGCAAGUCGUAUGGGUCAAGGUGCAGAAUUUCAUGAAUAAUCUGUAGGAAAACUGCAGAACCUAUAUAACCACACUGCCUCUUUUUAUUUACUAUUUUAAUAGUUUGUACAUAAACCUGGCACUUUAAUAAGUCUGGCCCUCAGUUCCCAGAGAAGGCUGGUGAUACAUGUGAGUUUAGGAUAAACUCUUUUUAGACUGUGUUUAAUCUGUUAUGCUCUUACUUGCAUGUAAACUACAUAUCUGAAGUGAUUCAAAUGAAACCUUUAGACUUGUACAGUUUCUAGCAAAGUAUCUUAAUAGACUUCGUAUGGAAGUAAAACUUGAAUAAAAUUCCAGUUUUCAAAAGAGCUGGAUCAAACUAUUAAGAGUUGACUUUUCAGCUUACAGCUUUUUAAUGAUUGAGGACUUACAGACUAUCCCUAUACAGUCUGUCCAUUUGAAAGGAGCUUGUAGCACUGUCAAGACCUCUCAAAUCUGAAAUAGAAGGCCCAUGUGCAGUUCAGACAUGAAGUGCUUCAUGCCAGUUUGCACAUUGCUACAUUGAGGACUUCUUGAAGAUGCUUAUGUGCUGUUAACACCCACCAAUAGCAGGCUGCUGUCUGGAUGUGCCCAAAAUACAUGCGGUUUUCUUGAGGGUAGCUCUUCCCCUUCCCCCAUGACUAGCAGGAGAACAGUAAACUGCAAAAUAAGGCAAUACAUGCUGGCUGGUAGAUGCUUGGUAAAAAUGGGGACUGGCUAAAUAGCUUAACCUCUUAAAUACACAAACACCAAAAAAAAAUCUGAUAGAUAUGACUCCUUUUAGGCAGUGUAGUUCAUGGAUUGAUACAUUGUUCUCUGUUUAUAGAGCAUUUAUACCCCAUGGUUUAAGAGGUUUUAAACAAAAUGGUGUAUUUAUCAUAGUCUGCAAUAAAAGUAAUCAGAGUAA
Hemicordylus capensis (graceful crag lizard) is the source of this 2601-nucleotide messenger RNA. It is a transcript of the gene RRM2, whose product is annotated as ribonucleotide reductase regulatory subunit M2. Gene Ontology annotation, cellular component: cytosol. The transcript has 10 exons. The record is from RefSeq and is a predicted model, not a curated record. Bases 225 to 1421 code for a protein of 398 amino acids. Lineage: Eukaryota; Metazoa; Chordata; Lepidosauria; Squamata; Cordylidae. Gene Ontology annotation, biological process: deoxyribonucleotide biosynthetic process. Gene Ontology annotation, molecular function: ribonucleoside-diphosphate reductase activity, thioredoxin disulfide as acceptor.